ACCAGAAAGAGGAAGGCAUUUAAACUACCGACCUAAUCAAACGAUCCUCAUUUCCGUCCGUUACUCGGCUCAGUAGUGAUUGCGCGUGUUGAAAACUAGUGCAAGUUGUCAUACUACAGCCAUGCGUUCCCCGAGGAAUACCAAUACAUUCUACAAGGCAGAUACCAAAACAUGGAUAGGAAGCCGGACGCCUCCCCUCUACAACCCCAACCAGUCGUUGGGUGAGUUAAUUCUUGCGAUCUUGAAGAAAACUCCAACGAAAAUAACGCAAAUCAGUGCCGAUAGUGGCGCCAAAGUGACCUGCUCGGAAAUGCGCCUCCGGUCAAUUCGCAUUGCGCAGAACUUAACCGCUAUGGGUUACACGCAGCAAGACGUAUUUGCUAUGGCUGUUCGGAACGGAGAGUUAGUGGCGCCAACCAUUUUUGCAUGUUUUGCUUUGGGAAUACCGGUGAACACUUUGGACGGUACCUUCAAACACGAUGAAUUUAGCCCCAUGCUAGAAAACAUCAAACCGAAGCUGAUUUUCUGCGAUCAGGAGUCGUUAGCGGAAAUGCAGUUGGCAAUCAAAUUGGCCGCCAUUGAUCCGGUAGUGAUAGUGUUUGGUGAAAAGGUAGAUGGCUACCUCCACAUAGAGCAACUGAUCAAACCGACAGGAAGGGAACAUGAGUUUAUUCCUGUACAUUUAGAUGACGCCUCGUCAAAGUUAGCCAUUAUAAUUUGCUCUUCCGGAACAACUGGGCGCUCGAAAGGUGUUUGCUUAUCUCACUCGAUAUGCAUCGCCAGCAUGGCAUCAAUGCUUGACUAUGAACCGACCGACAUAACACUUGCCUUUAGUUCACUGUACUGGUUGUCGGGCCUUGCUUUUCUUAUCCUUGGUACGGUUAGUGGGGCGACGCGUAUCAUCGUGCGACAACCGUUUGAGCCUGCAUUGGCUCUGAGUAUCAUUGAACGGUAUCGUGUCAGUGCCGCUUUCUUUCCUCCUGCCAACGCAGUCGCUUUGCUGAAACAUCCACGGAUGGCGACCACGGAUCUAUCCAGUAUUCGAUUAUGGCUUUCCGGAGGUGCUAUGGUUUCUACUGAAAUGAAACGGUCAUUCGAAGCUCUUACGCCUACCGCUAGUUUCAUCAUUGGUUAUGGAAUGUCAGAAGUGGGAGGACUGGUUGCUUUAUCCGAUGAUGAUAGCUACAAAGAUGGGAGCACUGGAUAUCUCAGGGCAUCAUGUCAGGCAAAAGUGGUUGAUAAUGCAGGAAACGUUCUGGAUAUUGGCCAGGAGGGGGAAAUUUUGGUCAAACUGGACUACAUUUUCUCAGGCUAUUAUGGAAACACAAAAGCUACGGCAGAGAUGUUAGAUGAUGCUGGAUGGUUGCAUACCGGAGACAUUGGCCGAUUUGACGAAGAUGGGAUCUUAUUCAUACUAGACCGUAAGAAAGAUAUCAUCAAGUAUAACAAUUAUCAAAUUUCGCCAAGUGAGAUAGAAAGAUUUAUACAGCAAAUACCCGGAGUAGCCAAUGUAUCUGUGGCAGGAGUUCCAGUGCCCGGCAAUGAACUUCCAGCAGCCUUGGUCGUUAAAACGUCUACGGCUCGCAUUACAGAGGAUGAUAUUCACCAAACUGUGGAGCGCAAUCUUAGCAAUUAUAAACAAUUGCGGGGUGGAGUGUACUUCACCGAGGCUUUACCGAUGACACCUUCCGGAAAAGUGGUGCGUCGAAAGUGCUUAGACAUCAUGGUUCAAUUGUACAAUAAUGUUAACGCAUUGAAGUGAAUGUGUAACGGUCUACGCCGUAUUUCAUUUUCUUGAAAAUUUAUUUAAUUUAAUUGUUUUAAUUUUUUUUAUCAUAUAAAAAAUGUG
Malaya genurostris is the source of this 1849-nucleotide messenger RNA. RefSeq lists its product as uncharacterized. Gene Ontology annotation, molecular function: long-chain fatty acid-CoA ligase activity. Gene Ontology annotation, biological process: fatty-acyl-CoA biosynthetic process; long-chain fatty acid metabolic process. The transcript has 3 exons. The coding region runs from base 122 to 1762 and encodes 546 amino acids. The record is from RefSeq and is a predicted model, not a curated record. NCBI's taxonomy places the organism in Eukaryota, Metazoa, Arthropoda, Insecta, Diptera, Culicidae.